Molecule: messenger RNA, 2085 nt
Organism: Neopsephotus bourkii (Bourke's parrot)
Lineage: Eukaryota; Metazoa; Chordata; Aves; Psittaciformes; Psittacidae
Gene: CALCR
Product: calcitonin receptor
Exons: 13
Coding region: 87-1814 (575 amino acids)
Biological process (GO): positive regulation of cytosolic calcium ion concentration; cell surface receptor signaling pathway; adenylate cyclase-activating G protein-coupled receptor signaling pathway
Cellular component (GO): axon; plasma membrane
Molecular function (GO): calcitonin receptor activity; amylin receptor activity
Source: RefSeq, a predicted model, not a curated record
GCCGGGCGCUCUCCGUCCGCCCCGCACCGACGUCGGCGCGAAGCCCCGCCGGCUGCUGGGGGGAGAGGGAGGUGUGCGAGUCGCGGAUGAAAGGAGGCAGAUGCUUCCCGAGGCGCAGCCCCGCCGGAGGGGCUCGGCCCUGGCCAGUGCCUGUCCGUGUGCCGGUUGAAGCGCUCGGACACCCCGCCCCCUCCGGGACGCGGACACCCACCGGACGGGUGUUGCGGAGCGGACGGAGCCGUGCGCUCCCCCGAAGAGUGACCGGCCGUCCGGGCUGCGCCGCUGCGGGCGCCGAACCACCGCGGAGGUGGCCCGAGGUGACGGGAGGCCGGGAGAGGUGCCGCCCCAGCGCCGGGAGCGCUGCCACCGUCAGCUACAACGUGUCUCCCCAGGAGAACUCCACAAUGAAAAAAACAACCCACAGUUGCUUCUUAGUGAUCAUCCUUCUACUUAGAAUGAUUCCAAGUCUUUCUUCUACUGUAAAUUAUACUGAUCCUACAUUAGAGCCUGUUGUAACUGAAAAUUCAGUCAUACGACAGAAGAUAAUAGAUUCGCAGUUCAAAUGCUAUGAGAGGAUGAACAGAGCUCCUCCGUAUAAGAAAAAAGGACUGUUCUGCAACCGAACGUGGGAUGGCUGGUUGUGCUGGGAUGACACACCUGCUGGCAGAAUCACUGCUCAGAAUUGUCCAGAUUAUUUUCCAGACUUUGAUCCAACUGAGCGAGCUUCAAAGUAUUGUGAUGAAACUGGAAACUGGUUCCGCCAUCCUGAGAGCAACCGAACGUGGUCCAACUAUACCCUGUGCAACUCUUUCACUUCUGAAAAAUUAAAGAUGGCGUUCAUACUUUAUUAUAUGGCAAUCGUUGGCCAUGCUUUGUCUAUAAUAUCGCUGUUGAUUUCCUUGGCAAUUUUCUUCUAUUUCAAGAGCCUCAGCUGUCAAAGGAUAACACUGCAUAAGAAUCUGUUUUCUUCUUAUGUGCUGAACUCCGUGUUUACAAUUGCCCACCUCAUUGCUGUUGUGCCUAACCCAGGCCUUGUAAAAAGGGAUCCUGUAAGCUGCAAAGUCCUGCAAUUCUUUCAUCAGUACAUGUUGGGCUGCAACUACUUCUGGAUGCUCUGCGAAGGCAUUUAUCUUCACACACUGAUUGUGGUGGCAGUGUUUGCUGAGGAGCAGCGUUUGCACUGGUAUUACCUCCUGGGCUGGGGGUUCCCUUUAGUGCCAGCAUCUAUUCACGCUGUUGCAAGAGCCAGAUACUUCAAUGACAACUGCUGGAUGAGUGUUGACACGCACUUGCUCUAUAUUGUUCAUGGACCUGUAAUGGCAGCUUUAUUGGUCAAUUUUUUCUUUUUGCUUAACAUUGUCCGAGUUUUGGUGACAAAGCUAAGAGAUACCCACCGUGCUGAGUCCAACAUGUAUAUGAAAGCUGUCAGAGCCACUUUAAUCCUGGUGCCCUUGCUAGGAAUUCAGUUUGUUAUUAUUCCCUGGAGACCUGAAAACCGACUCGCCGGAGAAAUAUAUGAUUACAUCAUGCAUAUAUUAAUGCAUUACCAGGGCUUACUUGUGGCAACUAUAUUCUGCUUCUUCAAUGGUGAGGUACAAGGAGCUUUGAAGAGGCAGUGGACACAGUACAAAACUCAGUGGGGCCAAAGGCGCCGAGAACACUGUUCCACGCGAUCUACCUCCUACACUGCCACAUCUAUCACAGAGGUCCCUGUCUACUUGUACCACCAUGAUUCCAACAAUGAACAGUUAAAUGGAAGAUACAUAGAGGACUCUGAACUUGUUGCAUUAAAAUCUGGGGAGACAUCUGCCUAGCUCAGCACCAGCCAUUGCAAAUACAUCAUUUCAUAUUCUACUUGUGAACAAAGUGGGGACAAGGGUGGGAGUGUGCAAAUCCAAGCUGUGUCAGAGGGCAAGACCAGGUGAAAACACAUAGUUGUCAAACCACAUCAGCCUCUGACAGCAGUGGCGCAGAGGGAGUCUGAUGCAGACCUGGGAAUAGCAUUUCUUGCUGUGCACUUCAGCAGGGAGUGAGCAUGGACCUACUAUCUGGGCUAUGUAAUCUUCACGUUUCCCGAUACCAGCC